Messenger RNA from Talaromyces stipitatus ATCC 10500, 1623 nucleotides. RefSeq lists its product as uncharacterized. The record is from RefSeq and is a predicted model, not a curated record. The coding region runs from base 1 to 1623 and encodes 540 amino acids. The transcript is spliced from 4 exons. NCBI's taxonomy places the organism in Eukaryota, Fungi, Ascomycota, Eurotiomycetes, Eurotiales, Trichocomaceae.
AUGAACGGAAUCUGUGGGCCGUGCACCCUCGAUUUGCAUGCAUCGACCAAUAAGACGCUGUCGUCAGGUGAUUCCUCCAACGCGCAGAAACAUGAACGAUUGGCAAGCAGGACGGUGAAAGCUGCAGCCAUCCUCCUCAAUUUCACAUCUUCACACCUAAAGUCGCCAAUCACUGAUCGCAGCACAUCUUCAAGCUCUGCCGAUUUUCUGCCCAUUCCCCCAAUGCGAACCGGCAACUCGUCCAUCACAAGUAAACCCCUUUAUGUCGAACCCCUCUUAUCCAUCAAACUCAUGCGGUUUCGAGAUUUGACAGACAGGAGUUCGCUACUUUCUACAAGGCUGGUACUUGCUCGGCCUGUCGCUACUGGUGAUUUUUCUGCUUCUAUUGUUACACGCCGGGCUGAAGACUCGGAUAAGGGUCAAUUACCUAUCCAAAUAGGUGGAAUUGCAGCCAGCUACGUGAUCUUUGAUGCGAUAGUUGUCUUCCUUAUUCUAUUUGUAGGAAGACGACUACGCAGAGCAGCUCAUACUUCGAAUUAUUCCCUUGACAUGGUAAUGCUGCAACCUUACAACGACCCUUUCGCCCAAAGCACCGAUCCAAGUCCUAUUUCCGGUUACUCAGUUGAUACACAAUUCCCGAGUCCAGUCAAACCUCGCGGGUGGAAUAUGUCGUGGACAAGCGUGACCAAGGGCCACAAGGCCCAGGGUUCAGUGACUAGUAGUGUUGCUACUGUUGACGAGGAUGUUGUCUCCGCAGACAGACGACGAGCACAGGAACAGAUGGAAUUUCUGUAUGCGGCCGUCAUGGAACAUGAUGCUAAAAAGGCCUCGGCUCAUAACUCUCCAGUCAUGGAGUCUUCGACUACCCCGAUCGCUUCACCCAAGGGAUCACCACAAUUCGCAGAGACAACUACCGCCAAUCAAUACUCAUCCUUCCCACUACAAGCUACACCUUUGUCUCCGAGACAAGAGAGCGUCACAACCAACAAAUCCCGAACAAGCAAACGGCUAUCUAAACUUUCUAAUCUCUCCAUCUUCAGUCCCGGGCUACGCUCAUCCAACUCGAACAAACUCAAAUCACCCCGCUCUGUCCGUGAUCUACCCAUCUCACCACCUCUGAAAUCACCGGAUCCCGUCCAAACCGCCGCCGUAACAGCUACAGCAGCUACAUUCCAAGACAGCGCAGCGCCAAUGUCACCACGAAUCUACAACCCAGGUCCACCACCAACAGCGCCUUUACCGGGUACAACAGAAUCAAACCAGUUGCCCAAAUUCACACUGCAACCCAUCAGUACACCAAGCAGUAUGCGCGCCAACGCUCCUGCACCGUUGAGUAUCAACAGUAGUAACUCGACCUUACCGUUCCGUCAACAAUUCAAUCCUCCCAUGAGCGCGCCACAUACAAAGACCACCAUAUUGGAAAGACCGCUUCAUGUCCCCGGUGGACCGCGAACGGGUAUGCCGACGCCGUAUAGUCCGUAUAUGCCUUUUACGCCUGUAACGCCUCUCACGCCGAGUCGGCUUGUGACGAAGCGGGAUAGGAAGCGUCUCGAUAAGUCGAAUGGCCUCAAGGUGUUGCAUGAGGAUGAUAUGGUGAAGAGUGAUGAAGAGAUAUGGGGGUAG